Malaclemys terrapin pileata is the source of this 5027-nucleotide messenger RNA. RefSeq names its product lysosomal associated membrane protein 2 (gene LAMP2). The transcript has 9 exons. The record is from RefSeq and is a predicted model, not a curated record. The coding region runs from base 54 to 1385 and encodes 443 amino acids. Gene Ontology annotation, cellular component: membrane. NCBI's taxonomy places the organism in Eukaryota, Metazoa, Chordata, Testudines, Emydidae.
GCGCUCUCAUUGCGCCCGUCCGUUCGUCUCGCAGAGCCCCAGCGCUGGUGAAUAUGGCGACGCGCAGCCGCUGCCCGCGGCCCCUCAGCCUCCCCUGCUGCUGCCUCCUGCUCCUCGCGCUCGGCAGCCCCGGUUUUUUCCAGUCACAUGCAGUGGAAGUAGAUGUGAAAGAUCUCUCCAAUAAUACGUGCAUAUAUGCAAAAUGGAUGAUGAGCUUCUUGAUAAAAUAUGAAACAAACAGUAGUGAAUUUAAAAAUGCAACCUUAAAGCCAUCUACCAAUGUAACGCAUGACGGAAGCACCUGUGGCAAUAACACACAUGCCCCAUUACUAGCAAUACAAUUUGGAGCAGGUCACUCUUGGAGUAUCAACUUUACUAAGACUAAUGAAACUUAUCAGGGAAACAUCAUCUCGUUUACCUACAACACCAAUGAUGCAGCCUUUAAAGAUGCUAAAACAAAAGGACCAAUUACUAUUGUUGUAAAUGACACUAUGCAUCCAGUCCAACUGAAUACUGUCUACAAAUGCCAUCACCUUGACUCUAUUGAAGUGGCAAAUGUGUCUCUGUUCUUCUGGAAUGUCAUUCUGCAGGCUUUUGUUCAAAAUGGCACUGUUAGUAAACAUGAUUCUACAUGUGAAGCUGAUAAAUCUACUGUGGCACCUACCACUAUUGCCAACUUAACUACCACUGUUGCCAACUUAACUACCACUGUUGCCAACUUAACUACUGCACCUAUCACUACUGCUUCAUCACCUCUGCCAACUACAACUUCUAAACCAGUGGAGAAACCACUCAUUGGAAACUAUUCUCUUAAAGAUGGCGAUAAAACCUGUCUUCUGGCUACAAUGGGGCUGCAACUGAAUGUCUCCCAAGAGCCCGUUUUGAUUAACAUCAAUCCGAAGACAACUAAUGUCACUGGUAGCUGUGGCAACACAUCUGCUAUUCUGCGAUUGAGUGACAGCAACAGGACGUUUAUUGAUUUCACCUUUGCUGUUAAAAACACAAGUGCAAACACACAAAGAUUCUAUCUGAAAGAAGUGAACAUCACCCUGAUCCGCUCUAUAAAUGGUUCUGAACCUUUCAAUGCUGGAAACAACAACCUCAGCAUCUGGGACACCUUCCUGGGCAGUUCCUACAUGUGCCAAAAAGAGCAGACUGUUUUGGUGACUGAAGAUCUUCAAAUACAUACUUUUGAUCUGAGGAUUCAGCCAUUCAAAGUACAAGACAACAAGUAUGCUAAAGCUGAAGAAUGCUUUGCAGAUUCUGACCUGAACUUUCUUAUCCCCAUCGCAGUGGGUGUGGCGCUUGGCUUCCUUAUCAUUCUUGUCUUUAUCUCUUAUGUCAUUGGAAGAAGGAAAAGUCGUACUGGCUAUCAAUCUGUAUAAUCUUUUCAUGCUGUCUCUGCUGCUUUUUUCCUUUAACAGAAGUUAUUAGUUUAUGGUUUUCUUUGACCUAGAUAUAUUAAAAAACAAAGGCUAAUGUAUUUGUGUAUAUGAUUGUGAGAACAAAUUUAGACUCACCUGAAGCUACUGUAAGGCUUUGGAGUAAAGUAAAACUGCUCCAGGAAACACUUAAAAUGAUGACCAAUAUUUGGCCCCUGGGCAAUGUGAUUAUUUGACUGAAAAGGCCUAAGAUAAGGAUGCAUCUUACUCGCAGCAUUUUUAAUCUCUAUUCUUUUGCAUAAUAUCACAGCUGGCGAGUGAAUCUUCAUUGUAUAUGCAGCUACUCAGUUUAUUUCAGAUGCUGAAGUUAAAAAAACACUGCUAGAGGUUUGAAUGCUGUGUACCGAAGGAUUGUAUAUGCUGUUGGAAAGAAAUGCAAAAUCCUUCCUAGCAUUCAAUUAGAAGCAAACUUACCACUGCUGCCUUGUUUCUGUUUUUCAUGUAGCUGCUUGUUCUCUGGGGUUAGCUUAAAGCUGCUUUUCCUGUUGCAUCCAAAGUUGGUUCUUGAUCCUACAAUACGUCACCCAGAAGUUCCUUCUCUUAGUAACUAGUGUAUUUAAUAUCUGUGUGGAAAAAAUUAAAUUUUUUUAAGGGUAAGAGGGGAGUGGGUGAGACCUAGCAUAACUUACCCAAGAAUGGAAGAAGCUGACCUUAGAGAACAGAAAAAGCUUUUAAGGAAGCCUUGGGUAUCCUGUGUUGCUUUUGUCCAAAGAGGACAUUGUUAAGCAUCUUCUGUUUGCUAACCAAAAGGUUCUUCUGCUCUCUGACUUUAAUUGAGCCUAUGUUUGAGCGAAUGGGAAAACUUUGAGUUCACUGGGUCCAAGUUUUCAUUCUGUCUGUGCAAGGGAAGGAUAAUCUAGACUUCUCCUCUUGUAUUUCAAUCGAAGGAACUGGCCUAACUUUACACCUCUCUUUAACUCCACAGAGGUGUGCUCUUACUCUAUUUUCCAAAGUAGUCAGUAUGCAAAAGGAUGAGGUUAUAGAAAACCACAUUAAAAGAAAGUGACCCCACCAAAGAAUGGGAUGGUGUGUUGGAUCCAGUCAAACUCCUCCCCUAUCAUUAAUAUUGUCAUACACUUUGAAGGCCUAUGUUCCACGUUUGGGCCUUAGCAGGGUGGAAGCUAGUUAUUUUGGAUUAAAUUCUGCCAUCCCUGAACGGGUACACUGGGACAGGAGCAUCUUCCUCCUUGGCCCCCUUUGAUGCAGACCUGCAGAAGCUAGUCCUACUGUUGUGCUCUCUUUUAUGCUAGGCCAUGUGACUAGCUGGGAUGCUAGUCUGUUCGUCGCCGGCAGUAGGGGGUGUGGGAAUGUGUUCAGCACUCUUCUGUAGUAUGCGUUUAGGAUGUUCCUGAGCCACUGCCGGGGCAGACUGCUGCAGAGCACCUCCACCUCAUUUACAGAUGGGAGCGAGAUCAUGAUUUGGGCCUUCGUUUUACAGAGUGUUUGGGCCUCAGAGCUGGAUGAGGGUAACGGAGCUAAUUAAGUCAAAUCAGAUGAGAAGCGGUCUUUCAUUUUUCAGUUUACUGGCUCACAAAAUGUGUGUUCAGUCAUUAUGUGACACUAGGCUCAUCCAAAGAGAGAACCCAUGAAGUAAGCUGAGGUGUUCAGUCAAUACGCUAUAGGAGGAUAUGGCAUGUGGGGGGCUGAAUGUAAAGUAGAGCAAUACACUUUCAUUUGAGUGAUGUUGGGCAUGGAAGAUUGUACACUACUGACUUUCAUUUUAAAGAAACACUGUUUAGACUCCUAUCACAAAAAUUGCUUUGGUCCUAUUCUGACUACAGGCUCAAACCUAAGCUGUAACUGCAUCUUCUAAUGGGACAAAAAUAGGGUCCUACACAGAUGUGAUCCUUUCAUGCUGGGGACUUAAUUUAAGCCCAGUGGGUUGGGUUUUUGUUUCCCAUUUUUUACUCUUGCUUUCCCAGAGUGGGGAAGUGCUAAAUGGGCUACUCUGGGCCUAACACACAUGCCCCUCAAAGCGUAUCACCUCCACAAUGACGUGAGGUGGGUUCUAUUCCUGCUAUGCUAGUCUUCAGGCUCCAGAUCUGAACUUCAUGCAUAGCAUCCUUUUAAUCCAGCUGGGUGACUUUAAUAAUAAAAUGCAGCAAUUUCCUAAUUUUUAUUUUUUUUAAGUGCUAUUUUGGACUUCAUGAGAAGUCAAAAUCAAGCAAGCACUUUAAAGUUAUUGUAGAAUGAAGAGUGAUAUAAACAUGGUUCUCUGAAUUUGCAAAAGACUGUACAAAUGUGCUGAUGAAGACAGAGUAUCUAUAUUAAACAAAGUUAACUAUGAUGUUUUGUCUAGUUUUGCUCAGUGUUAAUACUCUUGAUGGAGAUGAAUGCGACUUUUAAGAGCUUUAUCUAAGGGGCUGGUGUGGCCUGAGUUUCAGUGGUGGUGAAAACUCAAAUCACUUCUUGCUCUCCUUCACCCCAUGCUCCUUUCAGGCCAGGACUGAGGCAGAGACCAGGUGGGCGGCAUUUGUGCUGCCAUUGGUUGCAUGUUCCACAGUCUGUGGAUAACCAAAUUUAAGAGGAGUGAGAGUUAUUAAAACUCUGAGCAGGAGGGAUGGUAACAACCUGUAAAUGCUUUUUUCAUAAUGGCGAACACUAGAGGUUAUAGACAGCAUGCUGUUAUAUUUUUAAUAUAAAGAAGAAAAGGACUUUAGCAUGUGAUUAUGGAUGAAAAGAGACUUCUGUGUAUGUGCUCUCUAUGGCCCGGGCACUUCAAACUUCUGAGCCCUUCAAUUCCUAUUGAAGUUAAUCAGCAGGGCUCUCCACUUGGCAGGAGUGAGCCCUAGACAUGAGUCCAGUCUUUUUAGCUUACCAGCAAACCGUGCAGCAAUUAUAAAAUGUGUUCACAUGUCAACACAAUUGCCAAUAAAAUUCUGAUGGCUGAAUCUUUAUUACUCUUGGAAACCUGGGAUGUACAGAGAACACAGCUUCAUCUUCAGAUACUGGGGGAAGUUUCUAAUAUUCUUGCCUUGAAAAGUCUUGUCCUGACCUGUCAACUACCCUAAAUUGAUGUGGGUGUUAUUGACAGAUGCCUCACUAAAUGUAAGUGAUUGAAGUAAUUCUGCAUAUUUAGAGGAUGGCAGAGAGGCCACCAUUUUCACGUGUAAGUACUAAAGCUAGGUAUCUAUAUGGAUAAAUAUUUAGACAUGUAAGUUCCUUGAUUUUUAGAGGUGCUGAGCACCCAUAACUCCAGUUGAUGUCUUCGGAGUUGUGGGUGCGCAUAUUUAGAUGUCUGAAUGUGGAUUUAAGUGUUUAAACCCCCAGGUUUGAAAACUUUGGUCAAAGUUAGUAUCACCCGAUGGCCUGUCUUCUGCCUGGAAAACUAAUGAAAUUACACCUGGGGUGAUUUUGUCCCAUUAUGAUUAAAUCCCACUCCCUCCCCACAAGAGAUUUAUUGUGUUUUUAAAAAAAAAAAAAAAAAAAGGGGGUGAGAGCCCAGUUAUAAAGCUCAAAACUCAGUAACUGGAGUCAACUAGCCGUGUUUAGGAUAUAGAUAUUUAGUCCUGUUUGCAAAGGCCUCUACUUUAAGAAUCUAGGUGUAUUUUUAUUACUUAGCUAGUUAUAAAGGUAUAAAAGAGA